UGUUUUUGCUCUUUUGCAGAGGAAGAGGAUGAAGGUGAUGAUGAUGAGGAGGAGGAGGAGGAGGAAGAAGAAGAAGAGGACGAACAGGAGGAAGAGGAGGAAAUCGACGUGGUCACCGUGGAAAAGAGGCAGGUGGUGAAACGGUGCGACUCCAGCCCGCUGGAGACCAGGCACCCCAGCCCACUCGUGCUGAAGAGGUGCCACGUCUCCACCCACCAGCAUAAUUACGCCGCCCAUCCAUCCAUGAGGCACGAGCAGCCGGCUGUCAAGAGGCUGAAGCUGGAGAGCAGCGGUGGAGGUGCCAGCAGCCACAGCCACAGCAGGGUCCUCAAACAGAUCAGCAGCAACCGCAAGUGUUCCAGCCCACGAACGUCGGACACGGAGGACUACGACAAGAGAAGGACUCAUAACGUGCUGGAGCGCCAAAGGAGGAACGAGCUGAAGCUGAGCUUCUUCGCUCUGCGGGACGAGAUCCCCGAGGUGGCCAACAACGAGAAGGCGGCCAAGGUGGUCAUCCUGAAGAAGGCCACGGAGUGCAUCUACAGCAUGCAGACGGACGAACAGAGACUCCUCUCUCUGAAAGAGCAGCUGAGGAGGAGAAGCGAACAGUUAAAGCAGAGACUCGCACACCUGCAGGGUUGCCGUGCUUAAACUUUGAAUCAUAAACUUUUUUUUUUUCUCAAAAUAAAAGUUCAUUACUUGGGGGUUGGGGGGGUUGGGUGUGUACAGUUGUUGCUGCAUGCAGAUGCAAAACGGAUUAAGUUGUUUUGGAAUCUGGUUUAAUUACAAUGUAAGAAGAAGAAAAAAAAAAACUGCCUCAUCUGAUGAAGAUAUUUAAAAGUUUUAUUUUAUUAAUAAAAUGUUUAAAAAUGUGGCUCACACUGUUGAAGGCCUGAACUUAAAAUAUGGAUUUUUAUGUUGGUUUUUUUUGUACAUAAUUAAUAUUUCCUAAGAAAAUGUAUUUUUGGAUUUCGAUUGUCUGGAUGUUCAGACCCACUGUUUUUGUUUUUUUUCAUUAUGUUCAUAGAUUCUUUUUCAAAUAUAAAACAAAAACCUG
Messenger RNA from Neolamprologus brichardi, 1057 nucleotides. The record is from RefSeq and is a predicted model, not a curated record. NCBI's taxonomy places the organism in Eukaryota, Metazoa, Chordata, Actinopteri, Cichliformes, Cichlidae.